AUGAAGCUUUUCUCAAAUCCAUUGGUAUGGGUUUCGUGUUCGAUGGUCGUGCUGGGAAUGGCCGAUACCAUUGACAUGCGCUCCAACCCCCACUCCACCCAGCCCCUCAAGGAGGGCCACUGCCACGCCGACGGCACCGAGUGCCACGAGGGCAUGGAGAACCACAUUAAACAAGAAUACCAAGCCGGCAAAGAAGACGGAAGGCGCUUUGGUGCUGAGGUCAAACAAAACGUCCGAGAUGCCACUGGAUCCCUCCGAGACAAGGCCGAAUCCAUGAAGGACGGAGCACAAGAUAAACUCCACCAGGCCAAGGAAACCGCUGAAAGCUACAAGGACCAAGCCGAGGACAAGUACGAGGAGUACAAGGACUGGGCUGGUGAGAAGCUGGAAGAUGCCAAGGACACCGCUCGUGAAUACAAGAACAAGGCCGGAGACAAGGUGGAAGAAGUCAAGGACAAGGCCGGAAGGAAGUUGAGCGAUGCCAAGGACACCGCCCGCGAGUACAAAGAUAAGGCCGGAGACAAGAUGGAAGAAGUGAAAGACAAGGCCGGAAGGAAGUUGAGCGAUGCCAAAGACACCGCCCGCGAAUACAAGGAUGAAGCCGGUGAGAAGAUGGAAGAAGUCAAGGACAAGGCCGGAAGGAAAUUGAGCGACGCCAAGGAAACCGCCGAAGACAAAGCCUCGGAAGCCAAGAGCUGGGCCGGACAGAAGCUGGAACAGGCCAAAGAAUUUGCUAAGGAAUACUUUGACUGGGCCGGGGAGAAAAUUGACGACGCUAAAGAAACCGCCGGUGAAUACAAGGACGAGGCCAAGAGGAAGUUGAGCGAUGCCAGCGACUCCGCCAAAGAAACCGCUGAGGAAUACAAGGACAUGGCCAAGGAUAAGGCUGAGGAUGCUAAAGACUCGGCCAAGGACCUCAAGCACAAAGCGGAGAGGCGCCUGAGCGAUGCCAAGGACAAGAUCAAGGACAAGGCCGAAGACGCCAAAGAAUGGGCCGAGGACAAGCUUCACGACGCGAAAGAGCAAGGCAAGCACACGAUUGAGUGGGCCGGAGGCACUAUCCAGACCGCUAAUGACCGUGCCCGUUACGCUGCUGACAAGGUCGGCGACAAGCUCGAGGACGCUAAAGAGGCCACUAAGGAGAAGGCUGAAGAUGCGAAGGAAUGGACUAAAGAAACCGCUGAAGAGUACAAAGACUGGGCCGGAGAGAAAUUGGAAGACGCUAAAGAAAAAGCCAAGGAAUACGCUCAGUGGGCUGGCGAGAAGCUGGUUGAUGCCAAAGAUGUCGUCACCGAAUGGGCUGCGGACAAGUUGGAAGACGCUAAAGAAGUGUCCCAGGAAAAAGCCGGAGAAUACAAGGAAUGGGCCGGCGAGAAGCUUGGAGUUGCUAAAGACGUGGCCAAGGAAAAGGCCGGCGAAUACAAAGAAUGGGCUGGCGAGAAGCUCGAAGAUGCUAAAGAAGUCGCCAAGGACAAGGCCGGCGAAUACAAGGAAUGGGCCGGCGAAAAGUUGGAGGAUGCCAAGGAAAUAGCACUAGAAAAGGCGUACAUCGCUAAAGAGUGGGCCGGCGAGAAGCUCCAAGAUCUGAAACAAGCGUCGCUCGAUAAGGCCGAGGAGUACAAGGAAUGGGGAGGCGAGAAGUUGGAGGAUGCUAAAGAAGUCGCCAUGGAAAAGGCGUACCAGACCAAGAAAUGGGCUGGCGAGAAGAUGGAAGAGGUCAAGGAAACGGCCGGCCGGAAAUUGAGCGAUGCCAGUGACGUUGCUAAAGAAAAAGCCUACGAAGCCAAAGACUGGGCCGGCGAGAAGAUGGUCGAAGCCAAAGACGCUGCUGGCCGGAAGUUGAGCGAUGCCGCCGAAGCCGCAAAAGACAAAGCCUAUGAAGCCAAAGAUUGGGCUGGCGAGAAGCUGGAAGGCGCCAAGGACGCGGCCAGCCAGAAGCUGAGCGACGCCAAGGAAGCCACCAAAGAGAAAGCGUAUGAAGCCAAGGAAGCCGCUAGCCGGAAGUUGAGUGAUGCUGCUGAAGCCACCAAGGAAAAAGCCUAUGAAGCCAAAGAUUGGGCCGGUGAGAAGCUUGAAGAUGCUAAGGAAACUGCCAAGGACAAGGCCUAUCAAGCCAAGGAUGCGGCGAGCCGGAAGUUGAGCGAUGCGGCUGAAGCCACCAAGGACAAAGCUUAUGAAGCCAAGGACUGGGCUGGUGAGAAGCUGGAAGACGCCAAGGACACGGCUAGCCAAAAAUUGGGACAGGCUAAGGAUGCCGUCAAGGAUAAGGCUUAUGAAGCCAAGGACAAAGCCUAUGAAGCCAAGGACGCAGCUGCCAGGAAAUUGAGCGGUGCGAAAGACGCCGCGAAGGACAAGGCUUAUGAAGCCAAGGAUUGGGCGGAGGAGAAGGUCGACGAUGUCAAGGACAUGAAAGACAAGGCCGGAAGGAAGUUGAGCGAUGCCAAGGAUGCCGCGAAAGACAAAGCCUACGAAGCCAAAGACUGGGCGGAGGAGAAGGUCGACGAUGUCAAAGACAUGAAAAACAAGGCCGGCAGGAAGUUGAGCGAUGCCAAAGAUGCUGCCAAGGACAAGGUUUAUGAAGCCAAGGACUGGGCUGACGAGAAGCUUGAUGACGCCAAGGACAUGAAAGACAAGGCCGGAAGGAAGCUGAGCGAUGCCACCGACGCCGCCAAAGACAAGGCUUAUGAAGCCAAGGACUGGGCGGAGGAGAAAGUCGACGAUGCCAAGGACAUGAAAAACAAGGCCGGAAGGAAGUUGAGCGAUGCCAAGGAAUCCGUCAAAGAUACGGCCAACCGGGCUGGAGACAAGUUGUACGAGGCCAAGGACGCCGCCAAGGAUACCUUGAACAAGGCUGGAGAUAAGGUCCACGACGCCAAAGAAACCGCCAAGGAUUAUGCCAACCGCGCUGGAGACAGGCUGAACCGUGCUAAUGAAAACGCCAAAGAAUGGGCCACGGAGAAGAAGAAUGAUGCUGAAGGAACCGCACAAGAAAUGGACGUUUGCACCGAUGAGACGUGCGACCAGGGCGAGGAGUUCGUGAGGAUUGUGACUGACGAUGCCAAAUACCGCGCCGAUCACGGUGACGAACAGGGCAGGAAGCGCUCUGAUAGCCUUGGAGAGACCAUUUCGGACAAGGUGUUGACGGGAGUUCACGUCGUCGGACAUGCUCUAGGAUCAAUGGCACAUGCCGUUGGUGGACUGCUAGGAAGUGUCGGCGGUGUGAUGAAGGACACGAUCGAGGACACAGGUGUGGCCGCAGCCGAGGGCACAGACAAUGUCGGCGAGGGUCUUCUGAAUGCUAGUGAUGCUGCAGCCAAGAAAGCUCAGGAUGCUGGCGAUGCGGUUGCUGAUAAGAUGAAGGAGGCGAAGGAGAGCAUGGAAGACACCGCUUCGUACGCUGCCGGACGCGCCGGAGACUACGCCGGUUCCCUCAAUGAGGGCGCCAAGGAGAAGGCACAAAAUCUGGCCGACGGCGCAAAGCGAGCUGGCGAGAAUAUUGCCCACGGAGCCUCUGUCGUCGGAGGCGCUGUUUAUGACGCGGGCGAGGCCGUAGUCGACGGCGCCAAGACGUACGCGCAAAAGGCGGCGGAAGGAGUCGCAAAUCUGGGAGAUAAAGCCGCCUAUGGCGCCGGGUUCACGGCCGGCACCGGCGAGAAGGUCGGCGAGGGCUUCUGGGGCCAAGAUAAGGAUGUCGACGAGCAACGCGGGUACACAUUUGAGGAAGCGGUCAAGGCUCCCGAAGACCUG
This is a messenger RNA of Mesorhabditis spiculigera, 3747 nucleotides long. The record is from the annotation of a GenBank genome assembly. Lineage: Eukaryota; Metazoa; Nematoda; Chromadorea; Rhabditida; Rhabditidae.